CCCUUCCACCUGCACCUUCCUCUCUUCUUCUCAUCCGAACUUCUCUUCAACAAUUCUCUUCCAGACUUCAACUCAUCCAACAACAAUGGCUCAAGACGAAGACAUCCUCAACAUCCUGCGCUGCCAGCACUGUGAGCAGCUCAACAGCAAGUGUGAUAAGCUCUACAACCUCAUGCAUUCCACCGCCUCCUGCACUCGCUGCACCACGGACGGCCACGCCUGUCAAGAUGGCGACAACAUCACCAAGGUCUCCGUCUUUCGCAAGACCGCUGUCAACGAUCUUGUUCCCUCCAAUGUCCGCCCCGACUUCAUCAAGAUCUUCGAUGAUACCGCCAUCCACAACCCUCUCCUCCUGCUCGUCGCAGUCGCCUUUGUCUCCGCCAGUCCUACAUACAACGACAUCAACCAAGUCGCCACUAUCUACAAGAUCAUCCUCGACCGCCGUCCCAAAUGGAUCAUUGGCAAGACCAACUCUGAACGCGAAGCCCGUCUUGUCUUCAACAUAAUCAUGGGCCCUCUUGCUCUCCACUACGCCCACCAUGUCGGUCGAGCCAGCAGCACCAUCCACAAGCAAAUCAACAGUGCCGCCUUCAUGUUGUCAUCUUGUUGGGCCAUGACAACCAGCUGGGACGCCUACUUUGAAUCAUCCACCAAUGGCGCUCCUCUCUACCUCACAGUCAUGAACUCAGUCGACGUCAGUCAAGUCGCCACUCUUCCUCCUGUCAAACAUUUCGAGAUUCUCAUAAACUCUCUCACGCUCGGCGACGGAACCAAGAAUGAGCUCAAGUCUGCUGUCGAGGACUGCUACAAGAUUGCCAUUAACAUCACCGCCGAUGAGAACAACACCUCAACCAACUACUCCAACAUCGCCAUCUUUCGUUGGUUGAGCAUUUCCACUUACGAGCCCGACCCGGAAGCUACAGUUCAAGAACAACUUAUCUGGAGCUUGAUCCUCUGUCAUUGGGCCAUGCUUUGUCAACGCAGAAAGAAAGUGUGGUACUUCGAGGACAUCGCAGCACCUCUCUUCAACGAGUUCCUCGCUGAUCUCCGUGAAGCUGGAAUUCUCGACGACGAUACCACUUGGCCUAUUUGGAGAGAGGGAUUGAGAUACCUUGCCAAUACCGCUGCUCUGAGCUUGGAGGACAUGAUCUUCAUACCGGGUUCUGUAGAUGAAGACCGGUGA
Molecule: messenger RNA, 1183 nt
Organism: Aureobasidium pullulans EXF-150
Lineage: Eukaryota; Fungi; Ascomycota; Dothideomycetes; Dothideales; Saccotheciaceae
Exons: 1
Coding region: 86-1183 (365 amino acids)
Source: RefSeq, a predicted model, not a curated record